Messenger RNA from Anguilla anguilla (European eel), 6260 nucleotides. RefSeq names its product RAB GTPase activating protein 1-like (gene rabgap1l). The transcript is spliced from 26 exons. NCBI's taxonomy places the organism in Eukaryota, Metazoa, Chordata, Actinopteri, Anguilliformes, Anguillidae. The record is from RefSeq and is a predicted model, not a curated record. The coding region runs from base 671 to 3769 and encodes 1032 amino acids.
ACUGUAACGCAGAUGCUUAACCCGCAGCCUGAGUGUGUUACUGAAUUGUUUUGAAUUAUUUUUAUACCUUAGCCUAGCCGAUCCAAGCAAGCUAACUGACUGGCUAGCUACUUCCUGUCACUGACUGAAGCAUUCGAGUCCACCAAUAUUAUCAACACAGUUGACAGUGCUAAGUUUAUCCGGCAUAAUUUUACAGUUGUUUGUUAUUGCUUGCCAAAGCGAGUUCUUUUGGUAAAUAUCUAGCUAGAUGUCAAGUUAGCUAGCUGCGUGUGUUGUGCUGUCUUGUUUACACUCCCUAGCUAGCUAGAUUAAUAGCUGGCUAGCGUACUGUGGCACGUUUCCUUCCUGUCUGGCUAACUAGCGCUCUGGCUAGUAUGUGGGCUUGCUAACUUAUCUAGUCUUAGAGCUGUGGCGCUCGUGUGAUUUUCCAACAUAGCUACAAAGCAAAGCAGUCAACUGAUUUGCAAGCUAAACUAAUUUCUUAACAUUAUUCUAAUACUCAAGGCUUAAAAAGAAGAAUCUUACAUUAAAACGAAGUUGUAGUUUAGAAACAAGGCAAGGAAUCAAGGAAGACUGGAUGCGAACUUGGCGUCUGUAUUCUUGACAGGGAGUGUGCAGCAGCAGUGGGCCGAGCACAGUGCUGUGGGGGGGGAGAGUGCUCCAGGCUACCAUGGAUGACAGCUCCUCUCUUGGCAAAGUGAGCGGCUCGACAGAAUCGGUGUCCACCGUCACCAGUGAGGAGUUUGUGCUGGUGCAGCCGUCAUCCGGGGGUUCCCCCUCCUCCUCCGAGGGCAAGCCGCGACUCAAGAUGUCCUGGAAUGGGAGUGAGCAGCUGCAGAGAGCGAUGGAGGAGGUGCUGCAGGAUGAGGAGAAGAGGGAAGAAAGCAAAGGAGAAGACCUCCUCGCUGCGGAGACACCCACGUCUCCCCAGCCAAAGACACACGCUCCAAGUCUGGCCUUGGACACCUCCCCUGCAGAGGCGUCGGCGUGCCCGGCUGGCGGGCGGCCGGUCCAGGAGGAGGACAGCGUCCAGUUCAGCAAGCUGUCGUACCUGGGCUGCACCUGGGUGAAGGCCCCGCGCAGCGAGUCGGAGGCCCAGAAGGCCAUGGCCACCCUGCGGGCGGAGAGCGCCGUGCCCAUCCCCGUCACCCUCUACGUGCCCAACGUCCCCGAGGGCUCCGUCAGGAUUGUGGACCAGGCGACUGGGACGGAGAUCGCGUCGUUCCCCAUCUACAAGGUCCUGUUCUGCGCGCGGGGCAAGGACGGGUCGGUGGAGAGCGACUGCUUCUCCUUCACCGAGAGCUACCGCAGCAGCGAGGACUUCCAGAUCCACGUCUUCUCCUGCCACAUCAAGGAGGCCGUGAGCCGGAUAUUGUACAGCUUCUCCACGGCGUUUCGCCGCUCCUCCAAACCUGCGCCGGACGUUAGAGACCCCGCGGCCCCCCUCACCCCCGACAGCGACGUCUUCACCUUCACCGUCUCGCUGGAGGUGCGGGAGGACGACGGCAAGGGCAACUACAGCCCGGUUCCAAAGGACAGGGACAAGCUGUUCUUUAAGCUGCGUCAGGGCGUGCUGAAGAAAGUGAUGGUCACCGUCCAGCAAGUGGACAACAAGGAGCUGAGAAUCGAGAGGUGCUUUGGAAUGUUGCUGAGUCCAGGACAGAAGGUUCGGAACAGUGACAUGCAUCUCCUGGACAUGGAGUCGAUGGGGAAGAGCGCCGACGGAAAGGCCUACGUGAUCACCGGCACCUGGAGCCCCAACACGCCCGCUUUCCAGGUGCUGAAUGAGGACACGCCGAAAGAUAAGCAGGUGUACAUGACGGUGGCCGUGGACCUGGUGGUGACGGAGGUGGUGGAGCCGGUCCGCUUCCUGUUGGAGACGCUCGUGCGGGUCUACCCAGCCAACGAGAGGUUUUGGUACUUCAGCAGGAAGGCCUUCACCGAGACCUUCUACCUCAAACUCAAGCAGGGCACUGAGAAAGACGGGCAGGGAGAUGCGAUGUUUGAAGUGGUGAGCCUGCAGAGACAGACGGAGAAGGCUAACGGAGCUCGUGGGCGUCUGCUGUCCCCCGCCGAGGAAGAGGAGCCAGAGGAAGAUAGCGACAGUGAGAUCUCAAGCGGCACAGGCGACGUGUCCAAGGACUGCCCGGAGAAGAUUCUGGAGUCCUGGGGCGGCAUCCUCAGCAGAUGGCACGGGAACCUGGCGGCGCGGCCCAAGGGCCUGUCCGCGCUGGUGAGGCCGGGGGUCCCCGAAGCGCUGCGGGCCGAGGUCUGGCAGCUCCUGUCCGGCUGCCACAACGACCAGGCCCUGCUGGAGCGCUACCGCAUCCUCAUCACCGAGGACUCCGCCCAGGAAGGGGUGAUCACCAGGGACAUCCACCGCACCUUCCCCGCCCACGACUACUUCAAGGACUCGGACGGCGACGGCCAGGACUCGCUCUACAAGAUAUGUAAGGCCUACUCCGUCUACGACGAGGAGAUCGGAUACUGCCAGGGGCAGUCCUUCCUGGCGGCCGUCCUGCUGCUGCACAUGCCGGAGGAGCAGGCCUUUUGUGUUCUGGUGAAGAUCAUGUAUGAAUACGGCCUGAGAGAUCUGUACAAGAACAACUUCGAGGACCUGCACUGCAAGUUCUACCAACUGGAGAGGCUGCUGCAGGAGCAGCUGCCGGACCUGUGGUCCCACUUCCAGGGGCUGAACCUGGAGGCGCACAUGUACGCCUCGCAGUGGUUCCUCACCCUCUUUACCGCCAAGUUCCCGCUCUGCAUGGUCUUCCACAUCACCGACCUGCUGCUGUGUGAGGGGUUAAGCAUCAUCUUUAAUGUUGCCCUGGCUCUCCUCAAGACCUCCAAGGAGGACCUGCUGCAGGCAGAUUUCGAGGGGGCUCUGAAGUUUUUCCGGGUCCAGCUGCCCAAGCGGUACCGCGCAGCGGAGAACGCCCGGAGACUCAUGGAGCAGGCGUGCAAUAUCAAGGUGCCCACCAAGAAACUGAAGAAGUUUGAGAAGGAGUAUCUGUCUCUGCGAGAGAGCCAGCUUCAACAGGAGGACCCCAUCGACAGGUACCAGAGGGAGAACCGGAGGCUGCAGGAGGCCAGCAUGCGUCUGGAGCAGGAGAACGACGACCUGGCCCACGAGCUGGUCACCAGCAAGAUCGCGCUGAGGAACGACCUGGACCAGGCAGAAGAUAAGGCAGAUGUUCUGAACAAGGAGCUCCUGAACACCAAGCAGCGGCUGGUGGAGACAGAGGAGGAGAAGAGGAGGCAGGAGGAGGAGACCGCACAGCUGAAAGAGGUGUUCAGGAGAGAGCUGGAGAAGGCCGAGUCUGAGAUCAAGAAGACGACGGCCAUCAUUGCAGAGUACAAACAGAUCUGCUCCCAGCUCAGUACCAGGCUAGAGAAGCAGCAGGCUUCCACUAAGGAGGAGCUGGACAUCGUGAAGAGCAAGGUGAUGGCGUGCGAGCGCUGCCGGGAGGUCUUCAGUAAGGAGGGGCCUCUGCAGCUGCCAGCCGUCAGCAGGGAUAACCGGGACACGGACCUGGACGAGGAGAAGGACUCGCUCAAAGCUCAGCUGCGGGAGAUGGAGCUGGAGCUGGCGCAGACCAAGCUGCAGCUGGUGGAGGCUAAGUGCAAGAUCCAGGAGUUGGAGCACCAGAGGGGAGUGCUGAUGAACGAGAUCCAAGCUGCCAAAAACUCCUGGUUCAGCAAGACUCUGGGCUCCCUCAAGACGUCCACGAGCAACCAGACGCCGUCCUCUCCCAAAGAAGGGCCUUAGAGCUCCCCCUUCAGGCUGCUUGGGCACCGGCGGACAGCCACGUAGGGGGGGAGCGAGAGGAGAAGGAUCUCAUGAACACUAAAUUAAUAACACAACACAGCAAUGCAGUAUUCCCUUUCCAGGAGACUUGUACCCACCCCCCACCCCCUCACUCUGCUGAAGAGCAGGAACCGCUGGCCAAAGGGGCAGGGGGCAGGGGUAGGGGCAGGUUGGCCCAGCACACAGACAGCUAUUCCUGCAUCUCACAUGCUGGUUUGAAACAGGAGGGGAAAAUGAGUCAUAAAUGGAAUUUAAUUUCACCACUUUAGGCGGCUUCACACAACUCCCACUGGUCACAUAACCGUCGAUGAUAUACUGUAAAGCCUCACAUUUCUGUGCACCUAUGUGUUUUUAAGCCCUAAAUUGAUUGACCAUGGCCCCUCACUGAGUUAUAUUAGUCGGGUGUAACAGAGAACCUUUGGUGUUCGACCCACAUCUCUGUAGACCAGUGUACUUGGCAUCACAGCCCCAUCUAGUGGUUUCACAGUGCAACUGCAAAUUGGACAUCGCCAGGUCUUGACUGUAAGUCCAUUGGCACUGUAAAAAUGCAUUUUGCAUGGCUUUCCUCUUGGGUGAGUGAAAUUUAGGGAAGCUCUGUGUUGCCACUGAAAGCUGAUGAGCGUUUGCUUCUAGCCCGAUCUGGACUAAUAGUUCCUGUUACCAGUGAGUGCAGUUUGACAUCUGGUGGCCAACCUGUAUGAGCACAGCACACUCUGAGAGAGCUGCAGGCUUUGGGGGUCUGUUUCCUGUUUGUCAUCCACAGCUUGUCAUUCUGUGUGUGUUCUGCUUUUGCUGCAUUAAAAACAGCUACAAAUAUAAUAGCAGACAUAAACAAAUAUGCAGUGCAAUAUAUUAACAGCACAUAACUGUGGGAUCACUGUAGUCUUAUAUAUGCUUCCACAAAGGGGAUACUGCAUUCAGAAUAAUUUUUUUUGUUUUCUAUAUAUAAAGAUUAAAUAAACAUUGUUCUGUCAUAUAGAAAUAUGUAACUAAUUAUUGAUCAUUUUUAAUCCUGUACAGUCCUAAAAAGGAAACGUAAGAAAAGUGCUUUGUUAUUUUUUACUAUUUUGAAUUUGAAUUUCAUCUUUAUAAAUGUGGACUACUUUAAGCACACUGUAAAUUCUGGUCUGGUUUUAAGAGUCAACUCUUAGCGACAUUCCGACUCCCACUGUUGCAUUCCCGGUUCGAACCGUUUCUCUUGUGCAUUCGCCAAACCCGACCACAACCGCCCCGCCCCACAGAGGAAUGUAGCAUUUCCAUCAUGUUGUAGACACCAUUGUCAUCUAGCAUGCCCAAUGUGUGUCAUAGCCUCCAAAAUGUUGUGUUACCAUCAUUUUGAUUGCCAACAGCAUCUUUUCUGCCUCUGGAAUUAGUCAAUGAGGGCUAUAAGAGGGUUUGAGUGCAUGCGUGUGCAUGCGCCUGUACACACAUGCUCUCAUACUGAGCCAGGAGCUCAUGCAGACUCACACGUGUCCAUACGUCCUCAUAGGCUCCUUUUUUGGAGUAGUGGGGGCCUUGAGUCUCUGUUCAAUUCGGCGUCACAAUUCGGAUUUGCACCACAACCCACCGGUUGUGUUCUGCGCUUUUAUUCCAGUUUUUCUACCCCCCCCCCCCCUUUUUUUUUUGGUUCAAUUUUUAUCUACAGAAAUGGUUCCCCCACAAGGCUGCUGACCCAUGUACAGGCUGUUCAGUGUGAGCUGCGCACAGUAUGGGAACGGAACAGAAACCCUUCACAAACCUAGAGGCACAUGCAAUGCCGCAAGACAUCCCCACCUUCACGUACUCUGCUACCUUUUGCAGUUUGAUGGCCUGGUCCCUUUGGGUUUGGCGUGAUUUCCAUCUUAACAGAAUGAUGCAUGCGUCAAGUUGGAACACUGCAGAAGGGUCUGUUGUAUGAAGAUUAGCUCUAUCGUUCUCUUGCCUCCCUGUCAUGUAGGCCAUUUGAUAUUUGUGACAGCGUGUUUUUUUUUUUUAAGUCAGGUGUUAUGGCCUAGGUGCUUUUUUCAGAAGUGGUUGAUUCAGUAUAGAUUUUAUUCAUUCAUUUUCCAACUUGCAUGUUCCUUAUUUGCACCAACAUUAGCCAGUGACUUCCAUAUCUGACACUAGGUUUUAUGUCAUUUGUAAGUAGUGUGCUUACAGGUUAUACUAAGAACAAAUGUUCUUAUUUUUUAUUUAUAAUAAAAUGCUGCCAAAAUAUAUUCUACAGUACAAUAAAGCAAAACAGGAAUUCUGCUUGACAUUAAGAUUUAAUGAGUGCAAUUCAAUGUGCAUUAUGUGUUACAAUGGUUACUCAAUUAACACAUUUUACCAUGGGAGGGAACUGCCCUGUCCAUGUCCCCCUGAUUUACUAGUGAAUCAGUGACAUGGCCAUGAUCUUGGUUGCUUCCAUUCUGAUGGUCCUCUCUGUACAGUACUUGUCUGACUUACAUGAAUAAACUUCUGUUUCUCUGUA